Boleophthalmus pectinirostris (great blue-spotted mudskipper) is the source of this 4114-nucleotide messenger RNA. Its product is annotated as butyrophilin subfamily 1 member A1-like. Lineage: Eukaryota; Metazoa; Chordata; Actinopteri; Gobiiformes; Gobiidae. The transcript has 6 exons. The coding region runs from base 71 to 1453 and encodes 460 amino acids. The record is from RefSeq and is a predicted model, not a curated record.
CACAGAACUGGAGAGAAGCAUUCCUCACACGCACGACUCAAGCUGCAGAAAAUCACGACAAAACCCAAAUAUGACCGUUGUUCUGCUUCUUCUGCUCCUUUGUUCCACCGUUCUUGGAGGAUUGGCGAUGGAUGAACCUCCAGAGCAGGUGACUGCCUUCACUGGUCUGCCCGUGGUCUUGCCCUGUACUCAGACUCUGACCGAAGGCUCUGAGGUCCCCACGAUUGAAUGGUCCAAACUCAACCUCUCACCUACGCCCUACGUCUACGUGUACCGCCAGAACUUUGAGGUUUACGCAGAAAAGCACAGAGAUUUUGAGUUCCGUACGCACCUUUUCAUAACAAAGUUGCAACACGGGAACUUCUCCAUGAGGCUGUCCAACGUGAGGCUGGAAGACGCCGGGAUAUAUCUCUGUAAAACCAUUUGGGACAAAAACAAACAAGAUAUCAAACGGGUGGAGCUCGUCGUAGAGGACCUGCCUGACCCACAGUUGUCGGUGGUUGGGUCCGACGACGGCGAAGUGAAGGCGAGCUGUGUGGUGCACUCCUGUUCAACGGUCAUGCUUCGCGUCACGCUUCGCGAUGCAGACGGAGGGGUUUCAGUGAUGGAAAAUAUGGACCCAAGUCAAAAGUCUAAAAAUGCCAGUGGAUGUUACAGAGUGGAGCAGAGUAUCAUCGCAAAGCUCACGGCGAAGAGUGUCGUGUGCAGAGUGGAGUUUGCUGAGGUUGGCCAAAGCAAAGAAAAGUGCAUGCUAAUCCCAGAGCUUGUUAAAGAGUCGUGCUUGCUUCCCAUAAUCUACGCUGCAUCAGGAACUGGAGGGACCGUCUUUCUUUUGAUGGCGGGACUUGUUUUUCUGAUACACAAACGCCCCAGAAAAUCAAGUGAAAAUUCAAGUCUUGUUCGUCAGUCUACAACUGAAAGUUCCGCAAGCAGCUCAUCUGAAAAUCGCAGUUUAUUAAGAGCACAAGACUCGUGCCUGAUCGCAAUCCCAGAAGAAGGGGUCCCAGAACAAAAUCAGUCCACUCUGACCGAAGCGCCGGACCUGAUCUGCUCCGCCACUACCUCCGUUAACUCAAACCAGGAUGGCAGAACCUACAACCUGAUAGAUCUGUUUGGUUCCACUGAUGACGGCGAGGCAAAUGAAGCAGCUUGCGAAAUAAAGAAUGAUUCGAUCAAAUUUGAACAAGGAAAAAAGGCAAAGCUAACACGACAGGAUGCUUAUGCCAGUGACCUCGUUUUGGCUAAAGAAGCUCCCCCAAACGUCACUCAAAAUCAGGUUAACGCCAUCAGCAAACCUCAUGCCCCGAAGUACCCACUGAAGAGGUCCAAAAGUGCGUCAGAUUCCAUUUCGGUGACACUGGAAGCACUAAAAAAAACCUGUCCACGACGUUCGUUUGGGUCUUUAAAAUUUGGAAAACUGUCUGAAGAAGACCCUGAACAGGACCUCUUGUAACCCUUCGUUGACAAACCUGGCAACCAAGGGAAUAACUGAGCUGACCAAAAACUUUGAUACAAGUUAUAGCAUCAUUUUUUGGCACUUCUUGCUUCCUUUUAUUUUUUUUAGUUCAGAAAUGAAAUUGACUCUUGUGAGCUCAUAUAAGGUGGACCAGAGAAUUUUGAACUUUGUAGAUGUAGACGGACUAAUGAAGGAUUACUCAAACAUGUGUGAGUGAAACAAAACACAACUCCAGGUCUGUUUUUGAGUUUUGUUUCAUUUACACAUGUUUGAGGAGCCAUUUAUUAUUAGUCUGUCUGCAUCUCCAAAACUCAAAAUGCAAAGAUCUCAAAAUUUUUAUAAAAAAGUCUCAUUUUUUCAUAUAUAUAUUUUUUGUUUUUAUUUUAAUAUCUCCUGAAGUUUCACGCCAUGGCUUUAAUUGUGACGUGUACCAAGGAGUUUCAAGACUUAAAACUUUAUUCUUGCCAUUUUCUUUUUUACUUUCUUAGCACUUUAAACAAGCUGUAUAUAAGAUUCUGAUUGUAAACUUCUCAAAUGUGACGAAAACAUUGUAAUUGCUUAUUUAUUCUGAUGAUGGCCAAGUUAUACGUUUAUGUUAUAAUUUUGUGUUUUGGUUGUCCAAUCAGAAAGCAGAAUGGUUGCCAGAUUCAAAGCUAAAAAUUUGAAUUCAUCUUAAUCUACUCCGAUUCUUUAGCCCAGGGGUGGCCAAACUUUUUUCAUCAAGGGCCACAUAUCUAAACACAGACAGAGCAGAGGGCUGAUCGAGGGCCGUAGACUGGUGCUCAAUACAGUGAAUAAUUGAAAUAUGUGUGUGUUCAACACAUUAGAUUGAACCAUCAGUCUUUAUUCAUGCUAAAAUCCUUAAAACCACACACGAUAUAUUAAAUAUUGGCUUUAUCAAGGGAGAUUUUCUAAAACUUGCAGUAAAAAGUUAAUGUUUAAUUGAUGCAAGGUAAAUUGGGCCAACUCACCUGGAAGACUAAGGGCCAAGAACAAUUUGUCUGAGGGCUGCGUUUGGCCCACGGGCCAUAGUUUGGACAUGCCUGCUCUAGCCUGAUUGAAGUGAAGUGACCUCGCAGCUUUAGGAUUCGUUCGUUUGAUGGUAGAUGGGUAUUUUUUUAUUUUUUUUUUUAACCAAUUGCUGCUAUUUGGUCAUGACAUAUGUAAUAUAUAUUAAGCUUUUCCCAAAUCCCGUAGGAAGAAGUUCAAUAACGUCUUUCCCCUUGAUAAAAUUCACCAUUCUCUUCCGGCUUUAAAUCCUCGAUCUCAGGAAUCAUUGCCAACACAGAAUAUAUGAUUCUUCUCUGAUUGGCUGAUGCCCGAACUCGCACUUCUGGGGUUUUUGCGAACCGUCUAGUGCAGGGGUCUCAAACUCAAAUUACCUGGGGGCCACAUUAGAUAAAGUCUGAGUGAGGCUGGGCCGCAUUGAGUAUUCGAUAAAUAGCAGUUGCAUGAAAAAAAAUGCCGUAUGUGCACGUGUACUUGUAUUAACAGAUCCACUUAGACUCGUUGCUUCACAGCUGCUGUAAAUUGAGUUUUGGGACGUAAGCUGCGUUAAUAAUCUGUUGUUGUGAAUCUGCAUGGGCACCGAUUGCAGCUUCAUCUGUCAGUGCGGCCCGCGGUCGGGGGUGGGAUUGUGCGAACAUCUACCGCGGGCCGCACUGACAUUAUUCUUUGGAAUUAAGUGUAGGGCCGCAAAAAAUCCUUCCGAGGGCCACAGUUGGCCCCUGGGCCGCGGUCUGAGACCCCUGGUCUAGUGUAUUCUGAUUCCUGACUUAGUUGCUGGAGAGAAAUGAAGAGAAUUGAGUGGAGGCACUAGGUGGCGCCAAGCUGGAUACCGAUUUUCCCACUUCAAACCAAAACAUGCACAAUAGCUAAGUCAGUCCUGACCUGACUCCUACCUCAAGAUCUGGAGUUGGGUUCAGGAUGGGUCAAAUGUAGCAUAGCAUUAAACUCGGACUGUUUUUUUGUUUUUUUUUCCCUAGAAUGUUCUACAGUAUGGUGUUUCAUUUAACUAUCUCCAUGGAAACAACUUACAGGUCAGUUCUGUAGAGAAGUGUGGUUUUUACUUCACAAAACUACCACAAAUGAAUAAAUACAACAAGAUAUAGGCCUACUUGAUUAAUGCCGUACUGUGGAACUUGAGUGACCAUGAGAUAAGCUAGCGAUGGGACUUUCGGCUCCUUUGUGGGAUCCGAAUCUUUUGGAUCCGUCCAGGUCAAAGAGCCGUUCAAAAGCCUGGCACUUUUUAUAUUUAUUGACAUAACAGAAGCCAAUGUGGAAACUCCUUUUGUCUACGAAUUAAUCACAGAGAAAUGACUCCGAUUUGUUGAUGAUGAUUCAAACUGGGAGAGGAAGUGAAACUGAAAUGAUGAAAUUCAAGAUCAAAUAAUAAUAAUUUAAAACUGACGCUAAUUAUACUUUCUAUGCACUCCUGUUUCCUUCAGUGCUUCUGUGCUGCUUCUUGAAAAGUCACACAAUGCACCUUUAACUUUAUAAAAAUGUUUGCUGCUUGAAAUCAAAAAUGCUGACUUUGUAUUUAUGUGUUUCUGUCUGUAAAUAUGCUGUAUAUUUGUAAUAUUUGUACAUAAUGUAAAGUUUGUCUACAAGGAGACGACUGUUUCCGUUCUACAAAAAUUGUCAGAAGAUUAAAUUAAA